AUGAUGGACGACCAAUUAUGUACGCGCCAAUUGGGUUAUAUAUAUCACCUGCUAGCUGGGAGCUUGAGACUUGCCAAGAAAAACAUGGAACAUAAAAAUGGGGUGCUUGCAUUAGAACAGAAGGAAGAUGAACUAGCCAAGGUGGAAGUGUGGAAAUAUGCGUUGGGAUUCUCGAAAGUCGCAGUGGUGAAGUGUGCCAUUGAGCUUGGAAUAGCUGAUGCUAUUGAAAGCCAUGGAAGCCCCAUGACACUCUUAGAGCUAGCCGCAACGCUCAAGUGUGAUCGUUCUACUCUUUACCGCAUCAUGAGGUUUCUAGUUCAUCACCAAAUAUUUAAGGAAGUCCAAUCAGGCCUCAAAAGUUAUGCACAAACGGCUCUGUCACGCUGCCUACUAAAAUCCGGUAAAAGAAGCAUGGCUGCACUUAUUUUGCUGGAGAGUAGUCCGGUAAUGCUAGCGCCGUGGCAUGGCCUAAGUGCUCGAGUUCGGGGAACUGGCAUGAGUAGUCCUGCGUUUGAGGCAGUACAUGGUGAGGAUAUUUGGAGCUUUGCAGCGGCUAAUCCCGGUCACAGUAAGCUUAUCGAUGAAGCCAUGGCUUGUGAUACAAGGGUGGUAAUGCCUGCAGUUAUUGCAAGUUGUAUAGAGGUUUUUCGAGGGAUUGAGAGCAUAGUAGAUGUGGGUGGUGGCGAUGGAACUAGUUUAAGCUUGCUGGUUGAGGCUUGCCCUUGGAUUACUCGUGGGAUCAAUUUUGAUCUUCCUCAUGUUGUAUCUGUUGCUAAGGAGAGUGACCGAGUUGUGAAUGUUGAAGGUGACAUGUUUGAUUGUAUUCCAAAGGCCGAUGCUGCAAUUAUGAAGUCGGUUCUUCAUGACUGGAGCGACGAGGAGUGCAUUUGUAUACUGAGGAAUUGUAGGGAAGCGAUCCCUAAGGACAAGGGGAAGGUGAUAAUUCUGGAAGCUAUUAUUGAAGAAGAUAAGACGGAAGAAGAUGAGCUCACAGAUGUGAGAUUAAUGCUAGACAUGGUAAUGAUGGCCCAUACUAAUGCUGGCAAAGAGAGGACAAUGAAGGAGUGGGAAUAUGUUCUUGGGGAAGCUGGCUUUAGCAGACACACUGUCACACCAAUUGAUGCUGCCCCAUCUGUUAUUCAGGCUUUUGUGUAAUGUAUGAAACAAAUAAAAUAAACAAGUGUGGAAUUUGAAGUUGUGGAAUUCGUGUUUCAUUCGAUUUCUGUUCAAGUUACGUAGUGGUCUGUCUAUGUUGUAUUUGUAUGGUUGGCAAUAAGAAACUCUGUGUGCUUGUAUCUUUUCAAGUUACCUAGUGGUCUUUCUAUGUUGUAUUUGUAUGGUUGGCAAUAAGAUACUCUGUGUGCUUGUAUCUUUUC
Molecule: messenger RNA, 1376 nt
Organism: Argentina anserina (silverweed cinquefoil)
Lineage: Eukaryota; Viridiplantae; Streptophyta; Magnoliopsida; Rosales; Rosaceae
Product: acetylserotonin O-methyltransferase-like
Biological process (GO): methylation
Molecular function (GO): protein dimerization activity; O-methyltransferase activity; S-adenosylmethionine-dependent methyltransferase activity
Source: RefSeq, a predicted model, not a curated record